Molecule: messenger RNA, 5127 nt
Organism: Hemiscyllium ocellatum (epaulette shark)
Lineage: Eukaryota; Metazoa; Chordata; Chondrichthyes; Orectolobiformes; Hemiscylliidae
Product: transmembrane protein 41A-like
Exons: 5
Coding region: 93-914 (273 amino acids)
Source: RefSeq, a predicted model, not a curated record
GUGACGUGCCGGUUGGGGCGCCUGCGCGCUCUCGGCGGCCAUCGUCAGCGCGAGCGGACGAGCGCGGUCUCCCGGUGUCGGGUCCGGGGUUGAUGUCGGCCAAGUCUCCGGUCGGCUUGGUGCUCGUUUUCGCCGCCGCUACGGCCUAUCUGUACGUGCUGUCCAGCAAUCUGCCCCAUGCGGUGCACAGCCGGGGGUCGCUGAACGACCAGGAGGAGGAGAGGCAGGAGUCCAGGUUACUGACAUUUCCAUCUGACCUGGAAGAACUGCGAGCGCUUGCUGGCUUGCUGCAAUCCUACAGAGCUCAGCACGCUGGAUAUGUGCUCCUGCUCUUCUGCAGUGCAUACCUCUACAAACAGACCUUUGCAAUCCCUGGCUCCUCCUUCCUGAAUAUAUUAGCGGGUGCGUUAUUUGGACUAUGGCUGGGCCUUGCCUUGUGCUGUGUUUUAACAGCAAUUGGAGCAACCUUCUGCUUCCUGCUGUCCAAGACAUACGGCAAACAGUUUGUGGUGCAACGAUUUCCUGAGAGACUCUCAAUGCUACAACAAAAGGUGCAGGAAAACCGGAACAGUCUCUUCUUUUUCCUCUUGUUCCUCAGGUUUUUCCCAAUGACUCCAAAUUGGUUCCUGAACAUCACAUCUCCCAUUCUCAAUGUUCCUCUCACGCAGUUCUUCUUCUCCAUUGUAAUUGGUCUCCUUCCCUAUAACUUCAUCUGCGUGCAGACUGGCUGCAUCCUGUCUGAGAUCUCUUCACUGGAUAACCUGUUUUCUUGGUCCAUCCUGAUGAAACUGCUGGUCAUUGCCAUAGUAGCACUUGUCCCUGGAGCUCUCAUUAAACAUUACAGUCAUCAGCAUCUGCAGUUGGGCGGAAAGGUUAAAAACGGGCACUUGGUUAAUGACCGGAAGACAAGAUGACCGAUGCUAACCCCGCUUCGUUAUUUAUGGUUUUAUUAUUGUAUGAAACAGUCUUAAUCUGAAGAAACAAUCUUUCUAAAAUAUGGAGUUUUACUUAUCAUAGAAGCCUAUCUAGUAAAAUCUGAACCAUGCCACAGUCUUCAAAGCACUGCCUACAAGCUACCCAUUCAGAUUACUGAAGCUCUGCUGACAGUAACUGCGUCUGUCUGAGCCGAUAGGUGCCCACUUAUUACGACUUCACAUGCAAAAGGUGUCCAAUACUUGAUAAUUAAGUGGACAAUAACAUUUGAGUGGGUUGUUGUCUUACAGAUUCAAAGAAGUUCAACUGUGGCUGUGAGCAUUGAGACAUACUAAGUAUUUUUGCUUUAACUCUAGUAAGGCCUCAGCUGGUCAGAACUAUGGAUGUUAUUCGUCAAAGUCCUAAAUUAUGCAGAUUGUCUAGAUGUAAAUAGCAAAAGAUGUCACCUGUUCUCUGAGGGCAGAGAACACAUUUUGGUUUUAGAAGCUAAAGGAUUUCCAAUCAAACAGUCCAGUCUAUAGUUGUUCCCAAUCCCCUGUUUUCUACUUUACAACAAUCGUAACAUACCAGAUGUAUUUCAUUGGUUGUGAAGCACUUUAGAAAGCUCUGAGGUCAUGAAAGGCACUAAUGUUUUCUCCUGUCUGGUCUUAACUCGUGCAGAGAGAUUGCAGUAGUGCAAAGUACCCUGAGAUAACUAACUUCUGGUGGGAACUGCCCUCCUGACUGCCCUGCCCUCCUGUGGCAAAAUUGAGCUGCCUGUGAUGCCUGUUUUAUUUUUAAGCUGUCCCUUUUGAUUCAAGCUGCCAUCAUUGGUUCUUUUCAGUCGUGCUGCACACCUCUUGGGCUUGUUUGUGUUGGCAGAUCAGCUGAGUGAUCACACACAAAUGGCAGAUCACUCGCUGGAUGGGAAGCCGAUUGGUGAGGAUGUGUGGCAUUCGUGGCUGUGUCCAGCCUGCUUCCCUCUCCAGUGACCUGGCAGCAGUGCUGCUAUCCUCAGUUACUACCUGCAGUCAAAUUAGUGACGUGUUCUGAGUGUCUCACCUGCCUCAAUUAUUCGAGAUUGUGUUCAAGGCUGGUGGAACGAAUGAGACUAAAUGGAGCAGCUGAAGCCUGAAAACCAAAAGGAAAUUAUUUUUGCUUUCAUCAUUCAGCAAGAUUUUUAAUGGUAAAUAUCCCAAGUUACGAUUUCACAGGGCAGGUUGAGAGGGAAGGAAUCCCAAAUUUAAAGUUUGAGAGAAUGGUGGAGGUCUAUGUGAGUAGUAAUUGGCCCUAAGAUGUUGACCUCAACACUGGUGACUGUGCUACCUGAGACCCCACACCCCAGGAUAUUUAAGGAUAUUAUGCAUCUUUUUUUAACAGCCAGAGGGUUGAAGUAUAUUUUUAUUAAUUGAUGUUUUAAUGAUAAUAAGUGAGCAGCUCUUGGGAUGGGACUGGUGAGAAGCCAGUGAUGAUCAGAUCUGGAUGUAGAAAGUGGUAAUCUUUAUGCUAUGGUCAGAUGGGAGCAAGAAGCGUGAGCACAAAGAUAGUGGUGGGCGUGUCUGAAGAAAAUGUAAAAUAAUUCUUUCUCACUUCUCUGCCUUUUCUCCAACCCUGCCCCUCAAUCCUGGCAAGUAAAUGCAGCACUGUAUGUAUUACAAAGGAACUUUGAAAAGCAGUUGCUGACUUUUUUGACUUGAUGUGGAAGCCUAUUUGUUAAAACUUUUGUUCUCUCUUGAAUUCAACGCUUGGUUUACUGUACCUGUGAAAAGCCCCCAGCCAUCAAACAACACGUGUCCAACACGGAAUGGAGUGUUAGCUGGAGAUGAUGUGCCGUGUCAUUGCUGCUCUUAUCACUCCUUUGUUCGCAACCCUGCCACUCUGUGAUUAUAUGUGCACCCACACUUAUUCUCCCCUACCUCUCACUGCCUUGCAAGUAGCUGCACGGUUGAAACAUAAGCUCCUAAGUUGCCUUCCUUUUUGUAUUUGAUCUUACCCAAUGAUGGUAACUGUUUAUUUAAUCAGUCUUAUCCUUUUUUUCUGAAGAGUCAUGCAGCAGGGAAACAGACCCUUCAGUCCAACCAGUACAUGCUGACAAUAAUCCCAAAUUAAAUCAGUCCCACCUGCCUGCACUUAAAAUCCAAAUAUUCUUGGGGAUUUCCAUGGAUAGAGUUUGAGGGAUUUAAUAAUAUUUAAGUGUCUGGUGUGCUGUGAACCUGGAAAAAUGAAUGUAUGUUGGGGCCUGUUACAUUUUUCAUAGUGAAAUGUAUAUGACACCAACAGCUAUUGCUAGAUGCACAUAAGAAAGGUGGUGUUUGGCCUUCUGAUGAACCAUGGGGUGGUGAGGCUCCCAAAUUGGAGAGAGUUGGGUAGUUGUCAGGGUGAGGUGUAAAUUUCUCUCUAACUGACCAGUCUAAUUAGAUUGUUAGUUUGGGCAUGCGAGAAGCAGGAACUGAGUUCUGAUCCAAUCAAUUCCUGCCAGGGUGGGUUACGUUAUAAUGAGACAUCAGUUUGGAAAUUUUAGGGUAGUAUUUUUGACCACUGAACCCCCACACUCUCAGCAAGUCUGGACGGAGUGAGAUUUGGAGGUAUUCCCAUAAUUAUCUCCUCUUUGGGUAAAGGGUGGUGUUUGCGUUAGUUACGUACAUGUUUUUAAAGCAUAAUUACUGGGAGAUCCUGUGCUUAUGAAAAGCACUUUGUGAAUUCAAAUCUUGUCUGUUUUCCUUUUUCUACCAUUCUCUUGGGCAGGAGUUUCCAGAUCCCCACCAUCUCGGGGUAAAAGAAAUUCUCCUGGUAUUGAGCUCUGCCAACAGAACUAAGUCCUUCCCAUGCACACUAUCCGCGCCCCUCAAAAUAUUAAGAUUCCCUUGAUUAAAUCUCCUUGGCUCCCUGUUUUUCCCUAUUGUAAACCUCUCAGACAGUUUUUGUAUAAUUAGCAAACCACUUAACUGAAGGGUAGAGGGUUAAACCUAAGUUGUUCAUUUUACUGCAGAUGCAAAGAAGUGAUCUUCUGUUUACCAAAAACAGAUAAGGGCCCUUGCUUUCUGCCACAAUGCCUUCUGUAGCAAUUUUGGAUCCAACUUGCCACUUUUACUUUUCUGACUAGUUGACUAUUUGCAGCCUUGUUAAAGGCCUUGCUGGCAUCUGUGUGGACUGUUAAAGCUGCUGCUUUCUUCCUCAAAACAAUCAACCAGUAUGUGUUCUAUAAAUCCAUACUGGAUUAAUCUGAGCCUUACAUAGUGGUGAUUGUUGGGAAAGAGUUUUGAAGAGCGGUAUUAAUUUCUCCAUCAAUAAGGUUGGGCUGAUUUCUAUGUAAUUCCUUGGUCAAUUCCAUUUUCUCUUUCUGAAUAAAGUCUCCUCCAAGUUACAAUUGUAGUACAAAUGGUCAGAAUCUGCAUUAGUUCUUCUCUGAACAAGCUGGGAUAGAUUUACUACAAGCCCACUGGCCUAUUUUUAAAGAUAUGGAAUCAUUUUGUGUAGAGAGGGGAGUUUUUGUCCUGUACAGUGUUUCAUAAUCUGCCUCAGCCACUUAGUGGCAGAACAGUUUCAACUCUCCACCAGUAAGUCCAAAAUAAAUUUAGACCAAGUUUAACUAGUGAUAAAGUGAUCAUAUGAUUUGUAACCUUUAUAUAUCAAGAGACAUUAAUAUAACAGAAGUUUCAGUAUGCCCCCACUGAUCAGUUAACGUGAAGGCCUGAGAGUAGAACUGUCUGCAUAUGUACACUUCUGCACAGUUUACUCCUGGCUUGAGGAGUGUAAACAAGCUGUUGACAUCUACUUUCAUCCAGGAUCAGCACCUGCAGUAUAAAUCCCAAUAUAUGUGGCUGAGGAUGAGGACUUUUAGUUUGUAAACUGUGUUUGGGUAUAAUUAGAUUUUCAUAUACUUUUUAAGUGGAAUCCUUUGGGAUUUGUAACCAUGGAUGGCUAUUAAAUUUUUAUACACAAAGUUCAGCCUUGCUGUCUAUAGUGUGAAUUAUGUUUUAUAUUGAUACUGUGUGUAGAUAUGGUAAACAGGAAUAUGGGAAAUGUUUGAAAGUCAUCUACACUUUUCCCAAAUAUUUUAACCAGUCUUUCACUUUACCAAAGGAGUGUUUACAUUUGCAUGUUUUGCAGUAUUUUCUCCACUAAAAGUGGCAGUUGUCUGAUUUGUUUAAAUUGUGUGAUUUGUUUAAACAAGUUCAGCAGAAUUUGGGAACCUCAAUAAAGUAUUUAAAUAAA